Porites lobata is the source of this 1118-nucleotide messenger RNA. NCBI's taxonomy places the organism in Eukaryota, Metazoa, Cnidaria, Anthozoa, Scleractinia, Poritidae. The record is from the annotation of a GenBank genome assembly.
AAAAAAAUAAAUUUGAAAACAACAUCUAUAGAGAAUAUUUCUCACAUACAAACCCGUCUUAAAUCAUUAAUCGAUAGCAAUGACGAGAGUUCUACGUGUAGUGAUGGUGAAAACGUGGAGAACAGUUUAAAGGCGAAUGUCGAAAACUUUGUCAUUCUUAGAGACGCUUUACAGUGGUGGAAAAUGAGCAAGAUCGUUGAGGAAAAAACGGGGCCAAAACUAUUCAAUUUCAAGAAGAUAGUGACUUAUGUUAGACCGUUAAAAACAAAGGCAUUAAUGGAAAAUAAAACAGUAGCUGGAGACCCAACAAAAAGUGACAGAAAAAGGCUUACUGAACUAGCCUCGACUUGGGGAUUUGACAUUGUUGAGGUAACGGGUGACGGCAAUUGCCUUUUUACGGCAGUCGCAAUGCAAUUGCAACAAAUGAUGAGCUUGAAUGCACAUAAUGAAUCAUUGUUAAUGUCGCACCUUGCGGAACAGAUGGGAAUAGACACAUCUACAUCCAUCAACGAUAUUGGUAGCAUUCUCAGGAGUAAAGUCGUCCAAGAAUUGAAGGGAGAACGAGUAGAUUUUUAUCAGUCAUUUCUGCCCAGUGAUGUAAACUUUUUUUCGGAGGCAGAUCGUUUUAUCCAAUCGGGAACGUUUUCAGGUCCGCUAGGCGAUCUUAUACCUCUAGCAAUCGCAAACGUUAUUCAAAUACCUUUAUUUGUCUUAAAUCCAAGUUUUUUGACUCCUUUUGUGAUGAUUUCUCCUGAAGGGAUGGUGCCAGCCUCAAACGUCGUCUAUCUCGCGUAUAAUGCAAGUGGUCCAGGACACUAUGAUGCGCUAAUUAUCUCCCAACGUGAUCAGCAGGAGCGAUUCACUUCUGAAACAAACAGCAAUCUCGAUCCUCUCGAGAGUCAGUCCACGCUUUCCACGCGGAGAAAGUGCCAAUCUCAACUCCAAGAAAACCAUGUCGAUGCGGAGAAAAAAAUAAAUACAAAUCAAAAGCAAAAGCGUCAAGGAACUACAAAGGCAGGUGCAAGUGCAUCAACGAAUACGGUACCUGUAUGAGCGCAUGCAGUUGUUGUGGAUGGUGCCAAGGCAAACAAUGUGGGGGAAACCAAAGGCUUCCUCGA